Messenger RNA from Phaeoacremonium minimum UCRPA7, 945 nucleotides. Its product is annotated as putative methylthioadenosine phosphorylase protein. The transcript is spliced from 3 exons. The record is from RefSeq and is a predicted model, not a curated record. The coding region runs from base 1 to 945 and encodes 314 amino acids. Gene Ontology annotation, molecular function: S-methyl-5-thioadenosine phosphorylase activity. Gene Ontology annotation, biological process: nucleoside metabolic process. Gene Ontology annotation, cellular component: cytosol. Lineage: Eukaryota; Fungi; Ascomycota; Sordariomycetes; Togniniales; Togniniaceae.
AUGGCCUCUCUCCCAGACCACUUCGACCGGCCCGUCCAUAUCGCCGUCAUCGGCGGCACCGGCCUGACCAAGAUCGAUGGCUACACGCCCGUGGCGGCCAUCAACCCAGAGACGCCCUGGGGCUUCCCCUCGGCGCCGAUCCAGAUCCUCGAGCACAACGGCGUGCCCAUCGCCUUCCUGGCCCGCCACGGCCUGCACCACCAGCUGACUCCCCACGAGGUGCCCGCCCGCGCCAACAUCGCUGCCCUGCGUCACAUCGGCGUGCGCACCGUCAUUGCCUUCAGCGCCGUUGGCUCCCUACAGGAGCACAUUCGCCCCAUGGACUUUGUCAUCCCCGACCAGGUCAUCGACCGCACAAAGGGCAUCCGCCCCUUCACCUUCUUCGAGGACGGUAUCGUCGGCCACGUCGGCUUUGCGGACCCCUUUGAUGCCAAGAUCGCCGCCGUGGUCAAGAAGUGCGCGACCGUCAUGACUGGUGUGGGAAGCACGCUUCAUGAGGGAGGCACGGUUAUCGUCAUGGGUAAGGAGACACUCUGCCUUAGCGAGGGGCCCCAAUUCUCUACGCGCGCCGAGUCCAACAUGUACCGCACCUGGGGCGGCUCCGUGAUCAACAUGUCGACGCUGCCCGAGGCCAAGCUCGCGCGCGAGGCCGAGCUGGCCUACCAGGUGAUCUGCAUGGCGACCGACUACGACUGCUGGCACACGACCGAGGACGUCGACGUCGCCAUGGUCAUGAAGUACAUGGAGGCCAACAGCGUCAACGCCAAGCGCCUCGUCGGCGCCGUCCUCGACGAGCUGUCCAAGCAGGACCACAGCGACGUCGUCCUCGCCAAGCACUGGGCCGGCAGCGUCACCAUGGCCGCCAAGUACAUCACCAAGCCCGAGGGCCGCAGCCCAGAGGCCGUCAAGAGGAUCGAGUACCUGUUCCCUGGGUUCUUCGACUAG